AUGAGCAUCAACAUGGACCUUCUCGGUCUCGACGGUCUCGAAGGGUUUGACGAAGAUACGCCGCCCGUGGUCUCGAUCUCAGCAUCGCAGUCCCUCAACGCGUCGGCCGCCACCCGCGACCCGAUCGCGACGGGUCUGGCGCGUCUAGACGAGGCUCUGAAUGACCUCCCAGACCAGCCCAAUCAAGGCGGGAUCUUGCGUGGACAUGUUACAGAAAUAUUCGGACCUCCAGGAGCCGGGAAGACCUCGCUGGCGUUGAAUAUUGCAUGUAAUGCACUACGCGAUGGCAAAGUAGUCUGGAUUGAUACGGGGUCUCCCUUGCCCAGUCCCCGGCUCGAGGAGAUGUCCGUCAACCUCGAUGACUUUAUCUAUUUCCGGGCGCAUACGCUAGCCCAUCUUAUAGCCCUGCUGGCACGUCCUCCAAAAGGGUUCCCACCGUCGGAAACAAACCUUAUUGUUGUCGACUCUGUGUCGAGUUUAUUCCCCGCUUACUUCCCCAGCGCCCAAGAGCUGAAGGAUCAGCUUGCCGAGGGCAAAAUCACUGAUAAAGCACACCUGCAAUGGCUGCUCAAUCGCAAAUGGAACAUUGCCAGCGAGCUAGCCACACAUCUGGCCAGACUUGCUGCGAGAAAUAUCGCUGUGUUGACUAUUAACCAAACCCAUACGAAGAUCAAACCUCAGUCUCACGCGGUUCUGCAGCCGCUCUUGUCCGGCAGCGCAUGGGAGGCCAGCGUGCAAACGCGCAUUGCGGUGUAUUGUGACCUGCCAGAUGAGCGAUUUGCAGAGGUUGAGAAGCGCGCGGGUAAGUCAUUGCCUGAGCAAGCCGAGGAGCUACUCGUUGCGUUUCGCAUUGAACCGGAUGGUCUUUAUGAAAUAGAGAGAAAGGAAUCUCUACCCUCCGAACCUUUGAGUCCCUUGGUAAAGACUCCUCCCGACUUCGAGUAUUAUGAUCCUCCUACUCCGACUCCUUCGCCUAUAUCUUCUGUGCUGUCUUCUGCACCACCAUCUCCAGAUUUGAAGUCUCCCGGCCCAUUACCAUCUAAGCCGAUACCACCAGAACAGCCUGUACAGGCACCAAGCAAGAAACGGAAAGUGGAGGAAGUAGCGGACAGUCAGGAUGAAGACUCCGAGGAAGAUGUGCCAUGGACAGCCGAGGCAACCCUAAACACGAAUCAAUUGUGA
Molecule: messenger RNA, 1182 nt
Organism: Penicillium verrucosum
Lineage: Eukaryota; Fungi; Ascomycota; Eurotiomycetes; Eurotiales; Aspergillaceae
Exons: 5
Coding region: 1-1182 (393 amino acids)
Biological process (GO): meiotic DNA recombinase assembly; DNA repair; reciprocal meiotic recombination
Cellular component (GO): Rad51B-Rad51C-Rad51D-XRCC2 complex; Rad51C-XRCC3 complex; replication fork
Molecular function (GO): crossover junction DNA endonuclease activity; ATP hydrolysis activity; four-way junction DNA binding
Source: RefSeq, a predicted model, not a curated record